This is a messenger RNA of Malurus melanocephalus (red-backed fairy wren), 2457 nucleotides long. RefSeq names its product histone deacetylase 3 (gene HDAC3). Gene Ontology annotation, molecular function: histone deacetylase activity. The transcript is spliced from 15 exons. Lineage: Eukaryota; Metazoa; Chordata; Aves; Passeriformes; Maluridae. The coding region runs from base 66 to 1352 and encodes 428 amino acids. The record is from RefSeq and is a predicted model, not a curated record.
CCCGGGCGGCUGUCGCGGUCCGAUGACGCAAGCGGGAGCGCGGCGCGCGGCGCGGCCUGUCCGCCAUGUCGAAGACCGUGGCCUAUUUCUACGAUCCGGACGUGGGSAACUUCCACUAUGGCGCGGGGCACCCCAUGAAGCCGCAUCGCCUGGCGCUCACACACAGCCUGGUGCUGCACUAUGGCCUCUACAAGAAGAUGAUCGUGUUCAAGCCAUACCAGGCAUCCCAGCAYGACAUGUGCCGCUUCCACUCCGAGGAUUACAUCGACUUCCUGCAGAGGGUCAGCCCCAACAACAUGCAGGGCUUCACCAAGAGCCUCAAUGCCUUCAACGUGGGUGAUGACUGCCCGGUGUUUCCAGGCCUCUUUGAAUUUUGCUCUCGUUACACUGGGGCCUCUCUGCAGGGAGCAACACAGCUGAACAACAAGAUCUGUGACAUUGCCAUUAACUGGGCAGGGGGCCUCCAUCACGCCAAAAAGUUUGAGGCUUCGGGUUUUUGUUACGUCAAUGACAUCGUUAUCGGCAUCCUGGAGCUGCUCAAGUAUCACCCCCGUGUGCUGUACAUUGACAUCGAUAUCCAUCACGGGGACGGGGUGCAGGAGGCUUUCUACCUCACAGACCGUGUCAUGACAGUGUCAUUUCACAAAUAUGGCAACUAUUUCUUCCCUGGCACAGGUGACAUGUAUGAGGUUGGUGCAGAGAGUGGCCGUUACUAUUGUCUCAACGUGCCCCUACGAGAUGGCAUCGAUGACCAAAGUUAUAAGCACCUCUUCCAGCCAGUCAUUAACCAGGUGGUAGAUUACUAUCAGCCCACCUGCAUAGUCCUGCAGUGUGGUGCCGAUUCUCUGGGUUGUGACCGGCUGGGAUGUUUUAACCUCAGUAUAAGAGGCCAUGGGGAAUGUGUGGAGUACGUGAAGAGCUUCAACAUCCCCUUGCUGGUGCUGGGAGGAGGAGGUUACACAGUCCGGAACGUGGCACGCUGCUGGACUUACGAAACGUCCUUGCUCGUAGAUGAACCCAUUAGUGAUGAACUCCCAUACAGUGAGUACUUCGAGUAUUUCGCUCCAGACUUCACCCUUCACCCUGAUGUCAGCACAAGGAUUGAGAAUCAGAACUCCAGGCAGUACUUGGAUCAGAUCAGGCAGACGAUAUUUGAGAAUCUGAAGAUGCUAAAUCACGCUCCCAGCGUGCAGAUCCACGAUGUCCCCUCAGAUCUGCUCAGCUAUGAUCGCACAGAUGAGCCCGAUCCAGAGGAAAGGGGCUCUGAGGAAAACUACAGCAGGCCUGAAGCUGCCAACGAGUUUUACGACGGUGACCACGACAAUGACAAAGAGAGUGAUGUGGAGAUCUGAGGGCUCUGUGUGGGCUCUGGACUGCGGGGCCUCCCGCCUUGGACAUGGGUGCUUGGAGCACAGAACUGGGCCCUGGAGGAGCCAGUUGAACCCUCCCUUCAUCUUGGAUUGCAUGUGGUGGCARCAGAGACAGCCCCACUGCAGGCUCCUGCCACCUGGAGAGGCACAGAGGUGACAUGUGUUCCUUGCUUGCCACCACAUCCCAGUUCCGGCUGUCACCGCUCUGGGAAUGGAACCCGUGCUGUGUGCUGGCUGGCAGCCAUGUGACUGCCCUCAGAGGCUGACCCACGCUCCAGAUUCCCAGGCAGGCUCCUGCUGGCCAGGUGGGAGCUACAGGAGUUGUGCCUACGAUCUCUGCCUCUCUCCAGCAGCUCUGGAUCCAUCCUGCUGUCCCCACCUUCAGGCAGGUACCACCCCAUGUCCUCUGCAGCCUGCACUGAGAGCUGCUUCUGAUGUCCCUUGUAACCAGCUGCUGCUCCACAGCUCCAGGAAUUAUUGCAGAAGGCCRGGCCAAUUGUGGGGUAGGGGUUGGGAUGUCCCUGGAGCAGGGAGCAGCUCGAUGGAGUGGAUGGAAGGAUGUGUGCAGAGCAUUGUUCCUUCCCCCACACCCAGAUCUGCAUUCACAAACGAGUUCUGCAACACUUUGAGUUGCACACGACCUCCUUGUUGUGUUUAUUCCUUGAGAGGCUUAAAUCCCUGUGGAACAGCGGUUUGGCUGCCCAGGUCAGUACUUAGUGUGUCCUGCACCUCUAAAGUAGUUUCCAGCUGUCUUUCCCCAGUUCACACAAGGUCCUCCUGUGUGUCWGCAAGAGAUUUGCUCUGAGUGGAARCUGUUCCCUUGGCUGUACCCAGCAAGAUGUUGCUCCUGGGUGAGGGAAGCUGCUCCCUCCAAGUGCUGUGUUCUUGCCCUGACACAGCAGACAUUUCUCAUGGCCAUCCCUCAAAUCCCAGACUUGGCUGCUCCUCCUCCCGAGCCCUCCCCUGGUACCUGUGGUGGUUUGGAACAUGCUGUUUGGGGGGGUAGGAGGGUCCAGCYUCUGUACGGUUCUGUUUGUUUACUGAUGUCUUUAAACAUUAAAGAAGAGGCAGUAUUUUUCUUACCUGA